AUGGACACGGGGCAUCACAUGGGCCACGCCCGGCACUUGGGCCCGCCUCACUACGGCGCUCCGGGUCCGGUUGUCGCGCCCUUGUAUCCUUCCAUGGCAACGCCCACGCAAUCCCAUACGCCGCAUGGGGCACCCAAGCGAUCGAGGCCAGACGAGCUCGACCUCUCGGUCCCCGGUAUCGAUCUGGACCAGACUGACCUCGAGGGCAUGCAGCAAACGCCUCUGGGAACCGCUUAUGCGCAGGCGGUACAAGCUCCCACACACCAUCAUCACCGCUUGCCCGACACAGGCCCCCCUUCCAAAAUGAUGCGCCGUGACGGUGAUGGUGAUGGCUUGGACAGAGGCGGGGCUCCGAGCGUGGUGGGUCAAGCGGGCAUGCCAACUCCGGCUCCGAGACCUAGAGGGCCGAAGCUCAAAUUCACUCCCGAAGACGACCAGCUUCUAAUUGACCUUAAGGAGAACAAGUCUCUGACGUGGAAGCAAAUUGCGGAUUUCUUCCCCGGCAGAUCAUCAGGAACGUUGCAGGUGCGCUAUUGUACGAAGCUCAAGGCCAAGACGACGCAAUGGACCGACGAAACGGACCAGAAGCUUCGAACCGCCUUGCAAGACUACGAGAACGAGAAGUGGCGCAUCGUGGCCAACAAAGUCGGCACCGGCUUUACUCCGGCGGCCUGCCGAGAACGCGCAUCAGAGUUGAUGGGUGCUCCCUUAUAG
This is a messenger RNA of Colletotrichum higginsianum IMI 349063, 714 nucleotides long. Its product is annotated as MYB DNA-binding domain-containing protein. The record is from RefSeq and is a predicted model, not a curated record. Bases 1 to 714 code for a protein of 237 amino acids. NCBI's taxonomy places the organism in Eukaryota, Fungi, Ascomycota, Sordariomycetes, Glomerellales, Glomerellaceae. The transcript is spliced from 2 exons.